CCAAAACCCUCAUCAAGGAGACAGUCCAUGAGUUGUUUUCAGUUGAGAAAAUUGUAACGGAUACAAUGAAUGUCGACAUGGAUACUUCUCCUAGUUAUUUUGAUUCUCAAGAAUUGAGUCUCAGAGAGCGUUACCGGCGGUACGGGAAACGGCUUUCGCCUUCACCGCAUCAAGAAAGUUAUCAAUCUAAGUUCAGUAAUGCUGCUCUAUUUCUUGAAAAUAUCAAAAAAGAAGUCGACCACUCUGAUGGUGAUCAUUCAGAAGGGACGCACGCAAGAACUCACUCGUCUUUCAAAAGGCGAUCACCGUCAAUAGAUGGUCGUGGAAUAUCUGAGAUGGGUGUUGCUAAUGAUUCAGUUGGCCGACCAAGAACUCAUUCGUUAAAAGUUUGCAAGCACGAGGAAGAUGCAUCAUCGGAUGGUGGAGAUGCAACAUUUUCUUUAUUUGCCUCUCUUUUUGAUUCAGCUCUUCAAGGAUUGAUGUCGAUCCCUGAUUUGAUAUUAAGACUUGAAGGAGCGUGCCGCAAUGUUUCAGAGUUCAUUAAUAACAGUUGUAGUGAGAGACACAGAAUUGUUGAGGAGAAACUGAUGAGGCAAAAGGCUAAGAUGCUACUUGAUGAGGCUGCGUCUUGGUCUCUUUUGUGGUAUCUAUAUGGGAAAGGUAAUGAAGAGCUUCCUGAAGAUUCAAUCAUGUUGCCAACAACUUCACAUCUGGAGGCUUGCCAGUUUGUUGCUGCAGAUCAUAUAGCUCAGUUAUGCCUUAGACUUACCCAGUGGCUUGAAGGAUUAGCCUCAAAGGCCCUUGAUUUGGAGAACAAGGUGCGAGGCUCUCAUGUUGGCACAUAUCUCCCUACCUCAGGGGUUUGGAAUCAUACACAAAGGUUUCUACAGAAAGGCUCCUCAAAUGAGAAGAUUGUUCAGUGCUUGGAUUUUGAUGCUCCAACGCGUGAACAUGCUCAACCGCUACCUGAUGACAAAAAACAAGCUGAAUCUCUUUUGGAAGAUGUCUGGAUCUUAUUAAGGGCCGGAAGAUUGGAAGAGGCUUGCAAUCUUUGUCGGUCUGCAGGACAGUCAUGGAGGGCAGCAACCUUGCGCCCUUUUGGAGGGUUGGAUCAUUCUCCUUCCAUCGAAGCCCUCAUAAGAAAUGGGAAAAACAGAUCUCUGCAAGCCAUGGAAUUGGAAAGUGGCAUCAAUCAUCAGCGACGCCUCUGGAAAUGGGCUUCAUACUGUGCAUCAGAGAAAAUUGCAGAGCAAGAGAGUGGGAAGUAUGAAACAGCAGUAUAUGCAGCCAAUUGCAGUAAUGUGAACCGCAUUCUACCUAUCUGUACCGACUGGGAGUCUGCUUGCUGGGCUUUGACCAAGUCAUGGCUUGAUGUUCAAGUCGAUGUGGAAUUAUCCCACUCACAAUCUGGUGGAAUCGAUCAGUAUAGAAGUUCUGAUGGUGGUACUGAAAGAAGCCCUGGACAGGGAGAACUAAAUUCUCAACCAUUUCUUGGACCAGAAAAUUGGCCACUUCAAGUUGUCAAGCAACAACCACGUGAUCUUUCUGCCCUUCUUCAAAAGCUUCAUUCAAGUGAGUCUGUACAUGAAGCUGUAAGUCGGGGAUGCAAGGAGCAGCACCGUCAGAUUGAGAUGAGUCUAAUGUUGGGAGAUAUUCCUCGUCUACUUGACCUUAUUUGGUCAUGGAUAUCCCCUUCGGGAGGCGAUGAAGAUAUCUUCAGGCCUCAUGGUGAUCCUCAGAUGAUCCGUUUUGGGGCACAUUUAGUUCUCGUCCUCCGUCACUUGCUUGCCGAUGAAAUGAAGGAUGCUUUCAAGGAGAAGACGACAGCUCUUGGUGACCUCAUUCUUCACAUGUACGCGAUGUAUCUUUUUUCAAAACAGCACGAGGAGUUGGUUGGAAUCUAUGCAUCUCAGCUUGCACGCCACCGUUGCAUUGAUCUGUUUGUGCAUAUGAUGGAGUUACGGCUGAAUGGCAGUGUUCAUGUCAGAUAUAAAAUCUUUCUUUCUGCUAUAGAGUACCUGCCAUUUUCUCCCGGAGAUUCAAAUGGCAGUUUUGAAAAAGGAAGUUUUGAAGAAAUUAUUGAGAGGGUUUUAUCAAGAUCACGAGAAGUGAAAGUUGGAAAUUUUGAUGGGUCAUCUGAUGUUGCCGAGCAAUGUCGGUUGCAGAGUCUUCAAAAAGCUAUGGUCAUUCAAUGGCUUUGCUUUACACCUCCCUCCACCAUUAAUGAUGCCAUGAGAGUUGGCACUAAACUUCUUCUCCGGGCUUUGAUGCACAGCAAUGUACUUUUCAGGGAGUUUGCUCUAAUUUCCAUGUGGAGGGUUCCAGCAAUGCCCAUUGGCGCUCAUACAUUGCUUAGUUUACUUGCUGAGCCUUUGAAACAUCCGUCAGAAACUCUGUUUUCUCCAGAGGACCACGAGAUUUCUGAUAGUUUGAGAGAGUUCGAGGAUUGGAACGAGUAUUACUCCUGUGAUGCAACUUACCGCAACUGGCUUCAAGUUGAGUUAGAAAAUGCUGAAAUCGACCCCCCUGACGUUUCAAAUGAAGAAAAACAGAGAGCAACGGUGGUAGCUAUGGAAACAUUAUCCUCAUCAAUGACAUUGCUACUAAGAAAAGAAAAUCCGUGGUUGGUUCCUACCGAGGAUCAUAUCUAUGAACUAAUGGAACCUACAAACCUUGAAUUGCAUGCCACUGCGAUGCUCUGCCUACCUUCUGGUGAAUGUAUGUCUCCUGAUGCCACCUUGUGCACAGCACUGACAAGUGCCUUCUAUUCUUCAGUAAGCGAGGAAGUUGUAUCAGAUCGUCAGUUGCUGGUUAAUGUAUCUAUAUCUACAAAGGACAGUUGCUCCAUUGAGGUUUCACUACGGUGCUUGGCAACAGAGAACGACGGAUUUGGCCCAAAUAAGCUUGCUGAUGGUGGUGUUCUUGCUGCAGUUAUUGCAGCUGGGAUUAAAGGUGAGCUGGCUGGAUUUCAAGCUGGUGUAACGAUGGAAAUCUUGAGACUAGAUGCUUGGUAUUGUGACAAUGAUGGUUCUUUGGGAAGCCCGGCAACAUAUAUCGUAAGGGGUCUAUGUCGCAGGUGCUGUAUUCCAGAAGUGAUUCUUCGAUGCAUGCAGGUUUCUGUUUCUCUUAUGGAGUCGGGUAAUGCACAUGAUGUCCAAGAUGAGUUGAUUGAAUUAGUUGCGGGAUCUGAAACCGGGGUUCUUCAUUUGUUUAGUCAAAACCAAUUGCAGGAAUUCUUAUUAUUUGAGAGGGAAUACCGAAUAUGGAAGAUGGACGAAUCGGCUGCUUGAAUUUUCUGCAUUUUACUUGUUAUGAGGUUUUGUGAAUUUUGAAAAUAUUGAGGAUAAGGUAGCAUUUUGUUGUAGUUAAUGUUGUUUUGGUUAUUUGACAAUUCCGAUAUUAAUGAUUAAACAUGGUUGUGGAAUAUAUACACGUUUGGUC
Messenger RNA from Cynara cardunculus var. scolymus (artichoke), 3441 nucleotides. RefSeq names its product nuclear pore complex protein NUP107. NCBI's taxonomy places the organism in Eukaryota, Viridiplantae, Streptophyta, Magnoliopsida, Asterales, Asteraceae. Gene Ontology annotation, biological process: post-transcriptional tethering of RNA polymerase II gene DNA at nuclear periphery; mRNA export from nucleus; regulation of DNA-templated transcription. The coding region runs from base 66 to 3290 and encodes 1074 amino acids. The transcript has 23 exons. Gene Ontology annotation, cellular component: nuclear pore; nuclear pore outer ring. Gene Ontology annotation, molecular function: structural constituent of nuclear pore. The record is from RefSeq and is a predicted model, not a curated record.